Messenger RNA from Hyaloscypha bicolor E, 624 nucleotides. RefSeq lists its product as uncharacterized. The coding region runs from base 1 to 624 and encodes 207 amino acids. Lineage: Eukaryota; Fungi; Ascomycota; Leotiomycetes; Helotiales; Hyaloscyphaceae. The transcript has 2 exons. The record is from RefSeq and is a predicted model, not a curated record.
AUGGCUAAAUUGGGUGCUUCGCUUCUGAAGAAGUUGAAGGCGUUGAAGACACACAUGAAGUCCAAGAAGGCCUCUCCAACUCAAGCAUCGCCCGCAACCCCCUUCGCUCAAGCUUUGAACCAAGCCGUGGCAGGAACUCAAGCUACGACAACUCUCUCUACCGCUGGACAAAGUCUCUCCCCCGUUCUACCAACUCUCCCUACCGUAGUACCGACUCUCUCCUUUGUUGUGCCAUUCAUCGUACCGGCUCUCAGAACUAUUCCGCCGGAGUUGCACUUGAUGAUCUUCGACGAAUGCGAUGAUUGCACAGCAGUCUGCUUGAGCUUGACAUCCGGUUACUUCCAUGCCACUCAGCGCCGUCGUCAACGUCUUCAGGGUCGUCAUAAACUCACCAUUGAUUCCUUGAUGCUUCAAACCACUCUCAACAUGGCCGCUCCUGUCUACCUGUUUGAGCUCAUCGAAGACUUCAUGACUCACAGUGCUUCUGAGGACACUCAAUCGCACUACCACUGGCUUGCCCGCGUGUCCCAUGCUGUUGUUGAAAACCCUCAAUGGGCUGAGCAACGACAGCGUGCCCUGCGCCGCCGCGCAAUCCGACUCAGUCGAUUUGGCUCCCUCUCCUGA